CCCGCAAUCAGUCUUGACAAGGAACUACCAGAUCCGUUUUUACAAAGUAGAAGAAAUAAACGUAAUGUAUUGAUUUUUUUUACAAUAAUCGGGAUAUCGUUUUAUGUUAUAGUAAAUUAUGAAAAAACAUCUGCACCAAUUGUUUCGUCGACUUUUUACUAUUUAAGAAGGAGCAAAGUAAUUCGAGAUAAAUUGGGGUCAAAUAUUGAUUAUGCAUCUUUUAUUCCUUGGAUUAAUGGGACAUUGAAUCAAGUUGACGGUUUUAUUGAUAUAGAUUUCAAAGUCAAGGGAAGUUUAAAUGAAGGUGUGAUUAAAUUGUUUGCAACAAGACCAGACAAAAACUCGGUCAUUGAUAUUAAAGAAUGGACAUUAACCGUUGAUGGUGAGGUUAUUGAUUUGCUCGAUGAUAAAUCUGUUCAAUUCGUAAUA
Ascoidea rubescens DSM 1968 is the source of this 429-nucleotide messenger RNA. RefSeq names its product Coa1p (gene COA1). The annotation marks the transcript as partial. The transcript has a single exon. Gene Ontology annotation, biological process: mitochondrial respiratory chain complex IV assembly. NCBI's taxonomy places the organism in Eukaryota, Fungi, Ascomycota, Saccharomycetes, Ascoideales, Ascoideaceae. The record is from RefSeq and is a predicted model, not a curated record. Gene Ontology annotation, cellular component: mitochondrial inner membrane.